ACUUUAGUUAAGUUUUGGAUUUGCUGCCGUAAUGCAACUAGCAGUCGCAAUUGUUUGUCUAUUGUUGGCAGCAUGUGGCGCCGCCAAUGCAGCCACAGCACAGGAUGCCAAGUGUGGCAGCAUAAACGAGGAGCAGCUGCUGAAGCAGAACACAUUUGCGGUGCCCACAGAGCAUCAGUGGCUGGCACGCAUCACCUAUGCGAAUGGACAUGAGACCAAACUGCCUAAUGAUGGCUGCCUGGGCGCGCUUGUGUCCAAGCGCAAUGUUAUAGCGCCCGCCCACUGCUUUGUGCAGUACGAUGGGCGUGCCGACGCCUACUCGGUGCAGCUGGGCGUAUGGAACAAGAGCUCGAAUGCGCAUGAGGUGAGCUGCGACAAGGACGGCUACUGCGUGCUCCCAGCGCAGGAUAUACCGCUGGCUGAGAUUGCAGUGCAUCCGGAGUACGAUCCGCUUACGCUAAAGCACAGUUUGGCGGUGCUAACGCUGCAGCGGGAUGCCAAGCUCACACCCAAUGUGCUGCCCGUUUGCAUGCCGCCGCCAGCGCUGGCCAAUGCAACGCUAGUGGGUCAACUGUUCGUCGUGGCGGGCUUGCCCAUCAAAAGCGUGCUGAAGCACAAAACCUGGGUGAACACCAUAAGUCGUCCUUAUUGCCAGAAGGAGCACAGCGCGCUGGUGGCCAGCAGCAGCGCAGUCUGCGGCUAUCAGGAUCGACUGGAGACUUAUUAUUUGGGUGCACCACUGGUGGGCAUACAAGUGUCUGCAGCGGAUGUGCCACAGAACUUUUAUCUGGUGGGUUUGCUGCUCGACUCCAGGCGCGUGGACAAAAAGGAGCGCAUUGUGGCCAGCUUUUUGGACAUACGUCCUUAUUUGUCGUUUAUACAGCGCAAUGCUGAAUUUUUAAUUGUCAAAGACUAAGCAACAAAUAAAAAAUAGCAACAGCUGUUAGCAGCUACACCAAUGGGCUUAAUUAUUUACUAGGCUCAUGCGCUUUGGGGCUCGUUGCUUAUGCAAAUCAUUUAGGCAUACACUGCGCAAAAAAGUUGUGUAAGUUUAGCGCUAGGCAGUCAUUGUUAGUUGUUUAAGAGAAAAUAUAUAAAAGAGCAAAAUAUAAAUAUCCAUUU
Drosophila busckii is the source of this 1122-nucleotide messenger RNA. RefSeq names its product phenoloxidase-activating factor 3. Gene Ontology annotation, molecular function: serine-type endopeptidase activity. Gene Ontology annotation, biological process: proteolysis. The record is from RefSeq and is a predicted model, not a curated record. The coding region runs from base 32 to 916 and encodes 294 amino acids. The transcript is spliced from 2 exons. Lineage: Eukaryota; Metazoa; Arthropoda; Insecta; Diptera; Drosophilidae.